GCGGUGCUGUGGUGAGGUAACCCGUUCACUGCACACAUUCAUGCCGGUUGCGAUGGAUUUUCUGGACGUGGAAGCGUUCAUUGAGGAGGUGAGGAAACAUCCAGGAAUAUGGGACGUCACAUGCCAGGACUACCAUAACAAACAGAAAAAACGAAGUGCCUGGUUAGAGGUAUGUGAGGCGCUUAAUGAAGAUUUUCCUCAAAAGUCUGAAAUGGAACAAGAAGCCAUAAGUGAAUUAUACAUGAAGAGAUGGAAAGGACUCCGAGACACCUAUAUAAAAAGUGAAAGGAAAAACUCAUCCCCAGGACGCACAAGACGUUACAUUUACGCACGACAGUUAGAUUUUCUUUUUAAGAACACAGAGUCGGCUCAUUCAGUAAAGAGUAUUGAUGGGCCAGAAGAUGAAUCUGGGAAUAAUGAGGACUUCGCCUUGGCAAGCCCUGCAGACCCUAAAGCUCCAUAUACUACGCCUUCAUCUACUGGCACUACUAAAAAAAAGAGACGUGAAGCCUUUGAAAAAAAUUCAGUAAAUUUAGUACAAGAACAGGUUUCAGAACCAUCCGAUGAAGCAGACGAUGACAGAUCCUUUUUUGAAUCACUGUUGCCAGCUGUGAAAACACUUCCUUUGGAUUCAAAAUUGGACUUUCGAUAUGAAGUAUUGGGGUUAUUGAAACGCUUCAGGAGUUCCAACGACGGAAGUCAACCGCAACAGAAAAGUAGGCGAAAAUGAUCAUUUAAAUUAUUUCGUUUUCUUUCCCUAUUAAAUGUAAAGACUGUUUAAAUCAAAUAUUAUUGUUAUUAUAGCCUAUACAUUAUGUUUGACCUACAUAUACAUCUUACAUGGAGACGAAGACAUGUUGAUCGUACAUUACGAUCUUUAUUGUAAAUACACGUUUUUUGUAAAA
Messenger RNA from Homalodisca vitripennis (glassy-winged sharpshooter), 905 nucleotides. RefSeq lists its product as uncharacterized. Lineage: Eukaryota; Metazoa; Arthropoda; Insecta; Hemiptera; Cicadellidae. Gene Ontology annotation, cellular component: nucleus; transcription regulator complex. Gene Ontology annotation, biological process: regulation of transcription by RNA polymerase II. The coding region runs from base 41 to 730 and encodes 229 amino acids. The record is from RefSeq and is a predicted model, not a curated record. Gene Ontology annotation, molecular function: DNA binding. The transcript is spliced from 3 exons.